AUGGCGCCCCAUCUUCCCUCCCCACAAGCGCAAUGCACUUCCACACCCUCCACACAACAGCCAACAACAACAACAACAUCCUCCUCGCUCUCAGAAAUUAUCGCCCAAUGCCACCACAAAGUGCACAGCUUCCUCGCCGAAUCCCACCCCCCCGACUCCCUCCUUGCCGCCGUCCAACGCCAAACUCGUAUCUCCCUCGAUGUCGCCGCAACAGCCCUCUCUCGCUACAGCCUCCCAGAGCUCGCCCUCUCUUAUAACGGCGGAAAAGACUGUCUGGUCCUCCUGGUGAUCUUCCUCGCCAGUCUGCACCCGCAUCCACCGCCCGAAAACGGCGGUCUUAAGUCCAUUCCGGCGAUAUAUGCUCUACCGCCGGAUCCCUUCCCUACAGUCGAGGAGUUCGUCCAGUGGUCGUCGAACGCCUACCAUCUUGAUAUUAUAAAGUACACGACGGAGCCGCCGAAGACGACGAUCAAGUCGAGUUUUGCGCACUACCUAUCCCUCCAUCCGAGUGUGAAGGCGAUUUUCGUCGGCACUCGCCGGACGGACCCCCAUGGCGCUAAGUUGACUCAUUUCGAUCGGACGGAUAGUGGCUGGCCCGAUUUUGUUCGUGUCCACCCAGUAAUCGAUUGGCACUAUGCGGAGAUCUGGGCUUUCAUCCGUCAACUGGGUUUAGAAUACUGCCCUCUCUACGACCAGGGAUACACGAGUCUCGGCGGCCAGACGGAUACUCACCCGAAUCCCAAGCUUCGCGUCGACAUUGCGGCAGAUAACGAAGUCACUAAAAACUACCGACCAGCAUAUGAGUUGACUGAAGACCUGGAGGAGCGGCUGGGGCGCAAUUAA
Messenger RNA from Aspergillus nomiae NRRL 13137, 843 nucleotides. RefSeq names its product FAD synthase. Gene Ontology annotation, molecular function: FMN adenylyltransferase activity. Gene Ontology annotation, biological process: FAD biosynthetic process. The record is from RefSeq and is a predicted model, not a curated record. Lineage: Eukaryota; Fungi; Ascomycota; Eurotiomycetes; Eurotiales; Aspergillaceae. The transcript has a single exon. Bases 1 to 843 code for a protein of 280 amino acids.